Molecule: messenger RNA, 3437 nt
Organism: Austrofundulus limnaeus
Lineage: Eukaryota; Metazoa; Chordata; Actinopteri; Cyprinodontiformes; Rivulidae
Exons: 2
Coding region: 233-2872 (879 amino acids)
Source: RefSeq, a predicted model, not a curated record
CAAUCUGUCUUAUCGUCUGUCCUCCUCUGCACACACUGUGGUCAUUCCACUCUCCAUCUUCUACAUCUCUGUGGCACAUUUGGACAUGAUUGUGAAGAAAAGCUGAAAUGACUGGAGGAAACCUACCAAAACUAAUAUUCAGAGACUGGAUGGUAAACUAAAAACAGUACUAGAAAAUACAUUUUUUAAAUAUAUAUUUUUGUUGUAGAUCUUUUUUCCUUUGAAUGAAAUCAUGGGCUGCUCGCCAUCAAAAGGAAAGUUAUUUUCAAAACCAGACGGCAUUGAAACUGUGAAGGCUCUGUYGGCUGAAGCACCACAAGAUGUGGACUUUUGCCCUCCAGAGGUGGAAGAUAUGCAUUUGAAACAUACAGAGAAAAAAGAUGAGUCGCUGCUACUCACUGGAAAACAUGAUUCAACAGGAACUACCUGGAUUCAGCUGGACUUGAACACAUCUGCCACAAACCUAGAGAACACUGAAGAAACAGAGGUAAAUACAACGCCCCAGGAAAUCAUGUGUGAUAGUCAGACAGAUGCAAUGAAGAUAGAGAGUCAACAAAAAAAUAAAGGUGAUAAAAAAAUCWUUGAAAAGCAGAGAAAAUCUUCCGUUCAAAGUAAGAUGGACUUCCCACCGAACAUGGUGAGGGCUCACCAGGCUGCCUACACCUUCCUGAACCCAAAUAUUUCCAAAUACGAAACCCUUCUAAGCCUGCUGGACCAGGCUGCUCAGACACAGAUAUCCCUGCAGCCCAUGAUAUCUUCCUUGGUGUUGCAAUUUGAGGAGAUCAACCAGGUGCUGGAGGAGAUAGCUGAGGACGGGGAGCAGAUGUUAAUGGAACAUGGAGACAACAUGGCUCUGCCUUCUGGGAUGUUGGACCAGGUUGUAAAGUCAACUAAACCGAGCAGCAACACAGCAAAUCAUCCUGAUCUACCACCAGAUCUGUUACAGCACCUGCUCCAAAAUUCUGCAGAAAAAAUGAGGCAAGUUGGAGGUUCAGUGCAGACCCUGGGGGACACGACGCUUGUGGAAGCAGUGGAGUAUUUUUCCUCCCUUUCUAAACUGUUGGCCCAAAAGCUGCAGACAAAGCAAGCUGCAGAGCGUCGCCUGGCUCAGGUACUUGCUCAGGUAGAAGUUGCGGCCAUUAGAAAGUCUAAUUCAGUGGAUUCUACCCUGCACAGUGAAGACAGCGGAAUUGGGGGAGAGAACGAGAGCUUGACAGAAUCUGAAAAACAGCGACGCCACAGUAGGAGCACAGGUUCUGGAAGUUGUGGCUCUGAGGGCAUUCAAGAUGCACUAAACAAUUAUUCCAAUCCUUUAGUCAACUCAGUGGGCCAUACUGAAUAUGAUGAAGAACAGGAGGAGGAUGAAGAACAGGAUUAUGAGGAUGAUGAAUAUUGUAGGCCUGAAAGAAAGAGGUCAAGCUCUUCCCCACCAGAUCCCAGUCAAGCUCUUCAAUAUAUGCAGGCAAAUUGCCUUCAGGACCAGCAGCCGACUCUUCAGCGACCUCUGGCUUCAGCCUGGUCUAAACACUCUUCUUCUACCUGCAGCUUAAAUCUGACGACAGAGUUACAGAAGAGCCAGAAAGGACCAGAUCCAAACAGAAAACCUGUUUCUGAAAUACAAGGAAUACAUGAACCAACAAGAGCUGAUCAUAGUUUGCACAGAGCAAGACUGAGACGGCAUUAUUUGAACGGGUCAAACAGAACCCAGGUGGAAUCCGAUCAGCCAUUGUUACCUUUAUUACCACUGUCAGCCAAUAAAUCACCGAAACGUCCUUCAGUCAGAAGGCUCAUCAAUACCUUCAGUCAAGGGACUGAUGGAAGACAAGAACAAAGCUUUUCUAAUGUUCCUACUCACAUUAAAAGACCCAAUAAAAACCGAAUUCUUCUAAUUUCUAACACAGGUAAUAGUAGUAAGGGGGAGAUCAACCGCAAAAACAACACUAACAGCUCGGGUGACAGCAGAGGCGAUCUUGAUGUGGAUAACCUACCCCCUCCACCCUUAGAGGUUCUGAUGGACAAUUCCUUCCAGAGUAACGAGGGCCAACCACAAAGUGAGGAAGAGCUGCAGGAAGCUACCAUUCAGAACCUCCCAGUCAUAAACCAGAAAACUGGGAUUUACCAGCGCCGAAAAAUAACCAUCCAGAAAGUAGAUCUUCUACCAAACAGAGUCAACAUAAGGCCAGGGUCACUGUCUAUCAGAUCUGCUGGUUCUGUUGGACCGGAGACUAUCACCAGGGCACAACUGGAAACAGAUGUUGAUGAAGAAACUGAGAAAGCCAACAGUCUCUACCAGCAGGCAAGGAAAAUUAUUCACCUGUGCAAUGCUGCCGAACAUCCUGACAAGCCAAGUUAUGUUCAGUUCAGUCAAGCCAGAAUGGGUCAGAAGUUUGAAAACAAUGAAACAUGUGAGUCUGAGAUGUCCCCUUGCAGUCUGCCUGUGACAGCACCACCUGUCUCCAGAGUCCGCUUACCACCAUCAUGUCCUUCUGUGCGCCACAGAUUUCCAAGCCCCCCUGCAUUUAAACCUCAGUUCACCUCUAGACCUUCAUCUCGUCCCAGCUCUCCACGAACAAUCAUGAGUGCCGCUGAUCACGUCACUGAAGAGAUUAUCCCAUCUGUGUCUUUUCAAGAUGCUCGCUCAUUCUUCUGUCAAAAUGAGCUGCAAAAUUCUCAAUCUGGCCUCUUGUUCGGUAGUCCUGUUCCUCCCAGAGCACAGGGAGAAGCUUCCCGAGGCAGGCUGCUCAUAAGAAAAACAAAUGGCUCAACCCGUCGCACACAGUCUGAACAAAGGUCCACUGGGAUGCCCCAUGCAGAGUCUGAAACCAGUAUGGGUUUCAGGCAGGCCAGGGGGAGAGAGCCAACACAAAAUUAAGCUUCGCAGCGGGCGCUUUCAUGUCCGCAGCCGACAGACCCCCCCACCCCACCCCACCCCACCGCGCAGGUGCAAGUUGUACGGAUUCUUUGCAAAAUUUAUGGAUUUUUGUGGCUCUUUAUACAGGUAAACAUCUGAAGAGGUUGACAUGUGUGGUGAUUCUAAUCAUACAGAUCUAUCUCAAUCUUUCAAAGUUUACUAAGGUUCGCUUUAUCACCACAAUUGUKUUUGCUCACCACUGAAGGACCUGUCUUUGUGUUUCUGUCUGCAUCAUUAGUAAGAUAUCUCACCAACUAUUGAGCAGGUUUUUAUGAAACUCUCAGAAAGUUAUCAUUCAGUUGACAAUUGCAUCUGGUUAACUUUCGGAGACAACACAAGUCAAGAUAGCAACCAAAGCUAACUGACCUCAGAAAAUACAAAAAUGCUGGCUAUUUUUUAAUAAAAUAAUAUUGUGAUUUUUUUGCAGCACAUUUUUACAUUUUUUAUAUAACAUCAGUUUAUUUUACAAUUGUUUCUCUGUGUCACCAUUCAUUCCUGUUCCCAGUCAAUCCUGCCCCAUUCACAC